CAGAGGUGUUUCGGUGCGGCGUUUGAAUUUUAGGCAGAAGUUUCAAACCCAAGCGUCGGAUAGACCGUGGUAUAAAGGGUGAAAUAAAGUUUAGAAGCGUUUAAAUAGCGAUUAACGAUUGUGUAAAUCUCACCGGAGACUUGCGGCGGAAGGACAGGAUGAGGAAGAGUGAGAUCCAUGCUGCAGAGUCUGUAGCAUGUCUGAACAAGGCUCUCAAUGAGUUAAAGGACAUUUGGGAGGAGAUCGGGAUCCCAGAGGACCAGAGGCUUCAGCGAACGGAUGCCGUUCAUAUGCAUAUCAAGAACUUGCUAGAUAUGAUGAUCGCCGAGGAGGAGGGGUUGAAGAAACGCUUGCUGAGCAGUAUCGAAACGUGCAGGAAAGAGGUGACCAGCCUGUGUAAUGAACUUCAGGUGCAGGAGUGUCGGGAGGAGGAUGGUCUCACGAUGCUGCAGGUGGAGAAAGAUCUCCGUACACAGGUCAAGAUGAUGCUAAAAGAGAAAAGUGCUCGUCAGAACGAGCUGAAGUCUCUGAUUCAGCAGGAUCAAGAUCUGUGUGACAUCCUGUGUGAUGACCUCUUCCCCAUCCACCCCGAACGAGUGCCGUCACAAGAGCAGCUGCAGAACUACAGACAACACAUCAAUACCCGUAACCAGGAGAAGGAGCGCCGUCAUGCCGAGUUUGUGGAAAUGAAGCGUCAGAUCACAGUGCUGAUGGAGGAUUUGGAACAGCAUCCUGACACCUCCUUUGAGAAAGAUGCUGUGUGUGAAGAUGAAGAUGCUUUCUGCCUUUCUGUGGAAAACCUCAGCUCACUAAAAGUGUUACUGCACCAGCUGGAGAGCAGUAAAGCUGAAAGUGAAGCGCUGUGUGUGUCCACCCGUGGUCGUAUUGAGGAGCUGUGGGAGAUGUUGCAGGUUCCUGAGGAGGAAAGGGAAAGUUUCAUGCCAAACACCCACACUAGCGCGAAGAGCAGACUGAACGCACUGCAGGCAGAGCUUCAGCGAUUGGUGGAGCUGAAAAAGCAAAACAUUGAGCGUGUUAUUCGCACAAUCCGAUCAGAGAUUGUCAAGUUUUGGGAAAAAUGUUACUACAGCCCGGAGCAGAGACAAGCCUUCACUCCCUACCACAGUGAUGAUCUGGAUGAGGAGGUGUUGCGUGAACAUGAGCUGGAGUUGGAACGAUUGAAGCAAGAUUAUGCCGAGCACAGUGAGAUGUACGACGCCGUUUCCACCUGGAGCAGCAACUGGACUCUCUAUCGGGAGCUGGAGAAAAAAGCCACAGACCCCUCACGCUUUAACAACAGAGGAGGAAACCUGCUGAAAGAAGAGAAGCAGAGAGUCGACCUGCAGAAGAGUUUGCCAAAGCUGGAGAAGAGUCUGAAGGCUCAGAUUGACCAAUGGGAGGCGACGCACUUUAAAGAGUUCCGUGUGAAUGGACAGCCGUUCCUGCAGUAUGUGGAAGACCAGUGGAAUCAACACCGCAUGGAGAAAGAGAGAGAAAAACAGGAACGGCAAAUGAAGAAAAUAAAGCAGACGGAGGAAGAUCUGCUUUAUGGCACCAUCAUCAGAACCCCAACCAAGAGGAGACUCGCUGGAACCCCAACACCUGGAAAAACACGCAAGCUGAUCUCCACCUCUAGCAUGUGUAGCUCCACCCCCAACACAACACUCCGUUCCAUAUGCCCCUCCCCUUCUCUAAGGCCGCCCCUUUCCUCCAGCAAGUUGGGUGCGCGGACACCUGCCCGUGGCCGAACCCCUCGUGGUCUGGAGAAGAAUAAGGAGAAUAUUUCCCAUCUGAGCGGAGCUUUGCGCACGAUGGCCGCCAGUCCUCAAAGAAACUACUCCAUAACAUCCGUGGCCUCCUCCUACUCAGAGUUUGCGAAGGAUUCUGAAUCCACUGCAGCGUCCAGCGGGAGCUUUCAAAUGCUUCUAAAUCCAACGUCAAGACUGGAGUUCUGAACUCUACCAUCACACGCUAAACUCGGUGGAUCGAGGGUGAACUGAUGGGCUUCAGUGAAGAUGAAAAAAUACUUUUAUGGAGAUACUGAAUGUAAAUCAAGUUUGACUUUACUAAAGAAUUGUAAAUAUUUUAGCUCUGCUUUUUACUAUUUUUCUCUUGACCUCUUUUUUCCCUUUAUUUAAUUUCCAUUUUAUGAGUUUUGAACAAAUUAUUCUCUGUCUUUGGGUUUGACUCUACCCUGCAGUUUUUAUAAAAACUCCAGUAACACUGAUCUUAGACCUCUAAUAUGGAUUUUUAUUGUUUAUACUCAAUGGCAUUUAGACGAAUUACAGACUUUUUUACUAAUUGCACAGUGCACUACGUUUACUCAGCAUUACUUCUUUGAAAUUGCUGCUACUUUGGUGGUUGGCAUCCUGUAAAUAAAUGUUUGUUUUCA
This is a messenger RNA of Labeo rohita (rohu), 2392 nucleotides long. It is a transcript of the gene prc1a, whose product is annotated as protein regulator of cytokinesis 1a. The transcript is spliced from 15 exons. NCBI's taxonomy places the organism in Eukaryota, Metazoa, Chordata, Actinopteri, Cypriniformes, Cyprinidae. Gene Ontology annotation, biological process: microtubule cytoskeleton organization; mitotic spindle midzone assembly. Bases 159 to 1955 code for a protein of 598 amino acids. The record is from RefSeq and is a predicted model, not a curated record. Gene Ontology annotation, molecular function: microtubule binding. Gene Ontology annotation, cellular component: mitotic spindle midzone; cytoplasm; spindle.